AUGAACGAAGAGGCAGAAAUUGCUCAAUCAAUUGCUAUACCAGAACUAGCCCAGAGUCCCCAAGCUAAUCGCACAUCAUCAGCGACAGCGAACGAGAAUACUGAUACGAAUACGAUAAUCAACAACCCCAAUGCUGGAACAGUCGUCACACGCAUUGAGGAUAUUCUUGCGCAAAUCAUCGGUGCUUUAGCUGCGGGACAAGAGCUCUCAAUUCCAUUUUCUGCACGAAGGUCAACACGUCGCGCCGCAAACGCACAGCCAGAACAGGUUCGCUUCCCGGGUCGUAACCAGCAGGAAGCAGUCAAGUUUGCGCGCAUACUUCUCAUUCUUCAACUAUCACAUGAUGCUCUUGUAUCUGGCACCGUUCUAACCAAGCGCCACAUAUUUUACCAACACCAGCAUCUCUUUGAGAAGCAAGGCCAAGUAGAUGACCUCGUUGAUGACAUUGCCUUCAAUCUUGGUAUCGGUCGGGGGGAUCUGAAUAUCGUUGCGGCAUCAAAGGGUGCCCUGGCUGGACCGUUGCUAAUCCGCUUCCACAAUGGGAGUACGCUGAACCCUUGUUCGGGAGAUCUGGGAGUUGCUAUCCCGACUGUUCAGUCGAUCUCAAGCAUCGACGUUCAACACAUCAAAUGGAUCCUUGUCAUUGAGAAAGAUCACCCCCAACUGCCACUCCUGGGACUGUUUGACUAUGAUCCCGACGGCGUCAAGAUCUUACGAUGCUACCGACACGGAUCCGAAAGACUAAGCCACGAAGCUGAUCUCGGUAUAGAGGCAUUGCGGUGGCUUGGUAUCAGAUCAAUGCAUCUCUCUCGUGGUAAUACCAACACCUCACUCAGCAACUACGGACAGCCAAGCCAUGCGUCUAUCACAUCAAUACAGUGCCGUGAUCCUAUCACCUAUCUGAAUAGUAGAGAGCGGGCAGCAGCUAUCUCAACACUGAAGAAGACCAGCUUUCACUCUCCAAAUGAGCUCGAAGGCUCAGAACUACGACUCGAGUUGCAACUGAUGAUGAUGCUUGGUGUCAAAGCAGAAAUUGAGUGGCUCGAUGAGUCUGGGGACUUGUGUUCAUGGCUAGAGGGUGAAAUCGGAGAAGCACUCAUUAGCGAGAGAAUCUGA
Molecule: messenger RNA, 1116 nt
Organism: Fusarium subglutinans
Lineage: Eukaryota; Fungi; Ascomycota; Sordariomycetes; Hypocreales; Nectriaceae
Product: meiotic recombination SPO11
Exons: 6
Coding region: 1-1116 (371 amino acids)
Biological process (GO): meiotic DNA double-strand break processing; meiotic DNA double-strand break formation; reciprocal meiotic recombination
Cellular component (GO): nuclear chromosome
Molecular function (GO): ATP binding; DNA binding; DNA topoisomerase type II (double strand cut, ATP-hydrolyzing) activity
Source: RefSeq, a predicted model, not a curated record